AUGUCCAAGUUUUUACAAGUUUUGAGGUUAUUUUUCAUUUUGCUGGUGUGCAGUGCUUUUGUGAAUUCCGCUCCAAGUUCAGUACUUGCCGAAGCUGAGGACUUGGACACAGGGGCUGUUGCUGUUGCCGAAAAGGAUUCGGAAUCUGAUUUAGAGGGUUCCUCUUCGUAUGGUUAUGGCUACUAUUCGUCACCCUAUUUUGGUGGCCAUUAUGGUGGCUAUGGAGGUUAUUAUCCUUAUUAUGGCGGUUAUGGUGGUUUAGGUGGUGGUUACUAUGGUUUGGGUUAUCCCUACUAUGGUGGUUACUAUGGCUAUCACGGUCUGCAUGGACACUACUACUAG
Molecule: messenger RNA, 342 nt
Organism: Calliphora vicina (urban bluebottle blowfly)
Lineage: Eukaryota; Metazoa; Arthropoda; Insecta; Diptera; Calliphoridae
Exons: 2
Coding region: 1-342 (113 amino acids)
Source: RefSeq, a predicted model, not a curated record